UGCAGGUGGCAAGAGAAAGCAGCAGCCAGUUCUCAGAAACCCAGCCGGCUCUGCUUGUGGUGGCACAAGGGGCCCGAGCCUUUCCCCUGUACCUUGGAUGAACGAGCCAGAAUUGCCCCUGACAUCAGAGCCUCGUGUGGCUACCAAUGGCUGCCCCGUGGGCUGUUGUUGUGGAUCUUCCUGCCACAGCGAAUCUCAGGUCUGCCUCGUGGUCUGGGCACAAUUCAAGACCCAUGUUGGGCAUCAGUUAACAGAGGAGUUCUGAUUUGUGAUGAAUGCUGCAGUGUUCAUAGGAGCCUGGGCCGGCACAUCUCCCAAGUCAGGCACCUGAAACACACACCGUGGCCCACAACGCUGCUUCAGAUGUUGGAAACCUUGUACAGUAAUGGGGCUAACUCCAUCUGGGAACAUUCAUUGCUGGAUCCUGCAUCUGUCAUGAGCGGAAGGCGCAAAGCAAACCCCCAGGACAAAGUUCACCCCAAUAAAGCGGAAUUCAUCAGAGCAAAGUAUCAGAUGCUGGCCUUUGUUCAUCGCUUACCAUGUCGGGAUGAUGACAGUGUGACUGCCAAAGACCUUAGUAAGCAACUCCACUCGAGCGUCAGGACGGGGAACCUGGAGACCUGUUUGCGGCUUCUCUCUCUGGGCGCCCAGGCCAACUUCUUCCAUCCAGAGAAAGGGAACACCCCGCUGCACGUAGCUGCCAAGACGGGUCAGAUUUUACAAGCGGAGUUGUUGGCGGUGUAUGGGGCUGAUCCUGGCACACAGGACUCCAGUGGGAAGACGCCUAUUGACUAUGCAAAGCAAGGAGGGCACCAUGAGCUGGCAGAACGCCUUGCGGAAAUCCAGUACGAGCUCACGGACAGGCUGGCAUUCUAUCUUUGUGGCAGAAAACCUGAUCACAAAAGUGGACAACAUUUUAUUAUACCUCAAAUGGCAGACAGACGGCUUUUAGAUUUGUCAGAACUGGCCAAAGCAGCCAAGAGGAAGCUUCAGUCGCUGAGCAAUCACUUGUUUGAAGAGCUCGCCAUGGAUGUCUAUGACGAGGUGGACAGGCGGGAGACGGACGCAGUGUGGCUUGCCACUCAGAACCACAGCACACUGGUCACCGAGACAACGGUGGUCCCUUUUCUCCCCGUCAAUCCCGAGUACUCCUCAACAAGGAACCAGGGAAGGCAAAAGCUGGCUCGCUUUAACGCCCAUGAAUUUGCAACACUUGUCAUAGACAUUCUUGGGGAUGCCAAGCGAAGGCAGCAAGGGAACCCUGUCCCAAGUUCCAGAGAAAAUGUAGAGCUGAUCCUGAAGUCUGUCAACAGCCAGCACAGUACAGAGUGUCAGGAUAAUGACCAGCCUGACUACGACAGCGUUGCCUCUGACGAAGAAGUGGAUCUGGAAACAAGCUCAGUCAAGGCACCCCGGCAGAAGAGCCUAGAUUCAGACUUGUCGGAUGGACCCAUCACAACCCAGGAAUAUCUGCAGGUUAAAAAUGCCCUGGUGGCUUCGGAGAUGAAAAUCCAGCAGUUAAUGAAGGUGAACGUCAACUUGAGCGAUGAGCUGAGGAUCAUGCAGAAGAAGCUUCAGACGCUACAGAGUGAGAACACGAGUCUCCGGCGGCAGGCCACAACAAACGCCUCCCUGACUCCCGCUGGCUCUGAGUAUCCAGACGCCAGCAGCCACUCUUCCUUGAUCUGGCGGCCCUCUGUGCGCAGCAGCCGGCCUAUGUCCAUGUACGAGACAGGAUCAGCCCAGAAGCCCUACUUGCCAUUGGCCGAGGUCUCCUACCCAGAGGAGCACAUCACGUCGCGGCUGCAGCCGUUCCCUCCCCACGCAUCCAAACUGGAAAAGCAGAGCAGCCUGCCUGAAGGGGAUUAUGACAAUGCCGUUCCUGCGCUGGAGCCCGACGAGACAGGAAUCAGCAGGAAGGCCAGGCAGCGAAGCACCUUCCGACAGGGAGAAGGGCCCACCUCCGAGGCCAAGGACCCAGAUGCCAGCCCCAGCCUCCCCAGCACAGAGGACGUAAUUCGGAAAACAGAGCAGAUCACCAAGAACAUCCAGGAGCUUCUGCGGGCAGCUCAGGAGAACAAACACGACAGCUACAUCCCCUGCUCAGAAAGGAUCCACGUGGCAGUGACGGAGAUGGCUGCCCUCUUUCCAAAAAAGCCCAAGUCUGAGCUGGUGCGCACCUCUCUGCGGCUGCUGACCUCCAGUGCCUUCCGACUGCAUUCCGAGUGCACAAAGGCCCUUCCGCCAGAGUCCUGCCCCCUGGCCGACAUCCAGCUGGUCACCCAGCAGGUCAUUCAGUGCGCCUAUGACAUCGCCAAAGCUGCCAAGCAGCUGGUCACCAUCACAACCAAGGAGAACACCAACUGAGGCCGCCGUGUCCCCCCCCCACCUCCGCAGCAGGCCUCCUGCAAAGGGUCGGCUUGGAAGCUGAACAUUUUCAUGUUUUUUACAGGAAUAUUUAAGGUGGUGGAUUACUUCUUUUUUAAAAAGGAAUCUCAGUAUUAAAGGGGUUUUGCAUGUCCCCCCCCCUCAAAAGGACCCCCCCCCCGAAUUAAUGUAACCCACUGCCUUAUUUUAUGCCUGUAUUGCCAGUGUAAAGAGGGUGUCAGUGUAUGGAACGUCAUGAGCCAAUCUUCGCAUCAACCGCUCUCACAGGGAUGUGUGUGUGUAUCUGGGGCAGGGAGUGGUGGGGAGGGUCGCACUCUGCACCAUUUGUGAACUGAAAUGCACAUAUCAGGAUACAGGGCACAUAUCCCCAAGUCUUGUUAUGCAGCUGUUUGAUACACCUGAACCACUAUGUUGCACGUACCACUAACCUCUGAAGAGCGGGGGUAGGUAAGGACACUCCCCCCAACAUUAUCCCUGCCAAUCAGUCCCCACCCCUUGCGAAAUACCAGGCCAUCAAAGGCUUGCUACAAAAUAGUAAGACUAGCCUCCCGACCCCUUUAAUAUUUUAGUCUCCUGGGACUCUUCUUUGCUUUCCACGGUGGAAGCAGAUGGGAGUGUCUCAUAUUUUUUUUGGCCCCAGUUCAUAUAGAUCUUUGAGAAAGUGCUUUUCAUGACAUAACUGCACCACAAAGCUUUCCUAGGGCAGAAAAUGAUUUUUUGCUUGUCCUGUUUCUGCUCACCCGCCCCCCCUCCUCCUUUGGGGUAUCUGCAUUCCUGGGAGGAUGGCUUGCUGGUGGUGGCUGUGCCGGGAGUGGUGCACUGCAGGGAGUGUCUAGUUGCAGGUGGGACUGAAGGUCCAUCUUGGGUGGCAAAGGUACAGUGGAAACCUGCCUGGAUUUGGGGAGGAGUGAGAGACUGAUUGUCUUGUGUGUUUUUUUUGGGGGGGGGGGGAGAGAACUGCUGGUGUUGAGAGCUGGGCUUGGUGUCCUGUCCCAUUUGAGCCCCGACAACCUUGCUUCUUGAGAGCCACUGUGCCUGUGUUCACCAAGGCAGCUGUGCAGGGUGACAUUAAGAAAGGGGGCAGCUGUGCAGGGUGGCUAAGAAAGCCUCUGCUUUGCUGUUGGGUGUCCAAGUGGUCCAGUGGAUGCCAUGGUUUGCAGACAAGAUGCCGUGAAGCAGAGUGGCCCAGAGUAGCAGGCUGAACGCGCCUGCUGGUGAAAGGAUCAUAGUAAUUCCUGCUAGGUUGGCAAUUUGGCUGGUGCUUCAUGGAACGAAACCGGUACCACUGAUGGGCAUGCAUGAGAGAGGUUCCUACACUAGAGCACAUUGGUUGCACGGAAGCCCUGCUGCCAUCGCUAGGCCUUGAGGGAGUGGUGACAGGUUUGUCUUGUUGGGUUUGGUGGGUCUUAAAUAGCCCUCUAUGGCGAGAACUAGGUCUGGGUCAGGAGCCUCUCUCCCCCCUUAUGCCCAGUUGCCCAGUCUGAUCCUCAGUGCUUCAGAACAUCCUUUGUGCCACGAGGGGAGUCUUCCCUGGGGAAGGCGGUUCAGGGGGCAAGUCUGCAUUGUGUGUGUCUGGGGGAGAGAUUUCUGGGAUGGUCCCAAUAGCAUGCAGCAUGCUUUGUAGUGAUUUCUGGCAGGGGCACUUUAACAAACAGCUGAUUUUGUCCAGUGACAGCCCCACUCCCUCCCUUCAUCUUGGUGCGUCUGGGCCACCCCACUAGUAAAGGGUUCCGAUGAAUCCGGAGAAAUUCUUAUGAAUUCUGCUCAAUUGCUGAAUGGAGAAAGAGUCUUGGGCUACAGCCGGCCUGUGAGAGUUUGGUGCUCAAGGUGGAAAACCCAAAGGGCAGCCUGUGGGCACAUCAUGCCCAAUUCUGUGCACACCUGUCUCAUAACAAGCAAGAGCUGUGUGCAAGGGUGCCUUGUGGUGCUCUGGGUUCAUCUCCCACUCAUUCCACUGCAGCCUUCCACCCCAGCAGGACAAGACCCACUUAGCUCCUCUUCUCUUAAGAGUCUGGCCAAAAUGUACGCACAAAACCGAGAGGGUCUCGGGUCUGGGGAAAUAGGAAGCUUGAGGCUGGCUGGGCCUGAGCAAGCAAGUCAACCUUCCUCCUGCCCUGCCUAGUGCUCCCCCCAGCAGGCUUUGCCACGGCCUGUGAAGUUGCCAGCUCACUGCAGGGUACUGCUUCUGUACAAGGCAGAGGAGGCAAUCUGCUCACCUGCAUGCCACUCAUAGGAAAUGGGCAGACAGGCUGUCUGCUCCAGGGAUGCUUGGCUGGCGGUGGAGAGGUUUCUGGGUUUAGAAGCAGCAGUCCAACUUGAGGGGUGUGUGUGAGAGUGUGUGUGUGUGUGUUUUACCCUGUUGGUAUUUAUAUAUUAAAAGAAACCAAACCAAGUGCCAUAAUAAUGUUGGAUGCUGAUGUUACCUUGUAAUUAACUACCUUUUUAAAAAGUAUUGUACUAUUUUUGGGUUUAAAGAAACAAACAAACAAAAAAGGUAGAACAGG
Messenger RNA from Podarcis muralis (Common wall lizard), 4892 nucleotides. NCBI's taxonomy places the organism in Eukaryota, Metazoa, Chordata, Lepidosauria, Squamata, Lacertidae. The record is from RefSeq and is a predicted model, not a curated record.